Molecule: messenger RNA, 3923 nt
Organism: Dicentrarchus labrax (European seabass)
Lineage: Eukaryota; Metazoa; Chordata; Actinopteri; Moronidae
Gene: sparcl1
Product: SPARC-like 1
Exons: 11
Coding region: 120-2150 (676 amino acids)
Biological process (GO): anatomical structure development
Molecular function (GO): calcium ion binding; protein binding; extracellular matrix binding
Source: RefSeq, a predicted model, not a curated record
UGUGUGUGUGUUUGUGUGGACAGUGUGAGCGCUGUCUCGAAUACAAAAGGACAUCUUCACAGGCAACUACUGGUGUUUGUGCAGGAUUCUCAUUUCUCUUGCAACCGCCAGCCUCAGGUAUGAGGGCCUGCUUAGUAUUCCUGUGCUUACUGUCAGCAACAUUCGCCCUGUCUGUAAAAAGUAAACCUCAUGGAAAACAUCAUGGAUUGCAUAAGACUUCACAUACGGCCAAAGAAAAGGACAUUAUCACAGAGGAGGCCAACAAGCCACAGAUCUUACCCACUUUAGUCCCGUUUGAGGCCAGCAGCCAGGAGCAGGAAGAUGAGGAAUUGAGCUCCGAAGACAAUGCUAAUGCUAACAAGGAAGAGGGAGAGGUUGAGGUGACUGAAAGGAGUGACAAAACCACUGCAUUCCUGUUGGGUGAGGACGAAUUGGUAAUCAUCUUGAAGAAAGAAGCAGAAAAAGAGCAGGAAGCAGAAGAAAGAGCGCUGGAGGAAGAAGAAGCGAAGACGGACAAAGGCAAGGUGGAGUCUGGCGAGAUCAUUGAGGAUGAGGAAGCUGAGGUGGAGGAGAAGUCGUUGGAUGACAAAUCAGAAAUGGAGGAAGAGGUGACAGAAGAAGAAGUGAAGGAAGAGAGUGAGGAAGAUGAAGAAAUGCUGGAAAAAGAAGAAGUGAGGGUGGAAAUGAUGGCACCAGAGAAAAAGGAGGAAAAGUCUGUUGAAAAAAUAGCAGACAGAGAGGAGGAAACAGAUGGUAGCACAGAAUCAGAGGUCCCAGUUGAUCUCGACUAUGCUGCUGAUAGUAGCGUCGUACAACCUCUACACAUUCUAUCUGCUAAAAUAAAACCUCACGCUGAUGACAUGGAGCCUCUUUCAAAAACAGAUUUUAAAGACAAGGAAACCAGUGAGAAAGGACUGACAACCAUCGUAGACGACUAUGAACAAGACGUACAAAACACUGAGGCAGUGGACAGUGAUGAAGUGUCUGAUCAGGACCAGGACGAGGACUCAGAGGCCAAAUCUAAAGAAAAAAGUUCAGCUAAGAAAGAACCCGAAGCAAAUGUGGAUCCUCAAGAACCAAGCAGCAAUACAGAAUUUGAAUCAGGGUCCCGAGGGACUGGAAGGGAGGAAGAGAAAAGUAAGAAUGACAGUGGAAGUCACACCAAAGGAAAGACAAGGAAGCAAAAGAAGAACCAGAGGGCAAGGAAGCACUCUCCACAGCGUGAUGAGACACAGUCAGGACAGGAACAGGGCCAACAGGAUCCUCAGGAGUCUGAGGGCAGCAGCACUGACAAUACAGUCCACAAGGCCAAGAGGAGAAGGGCAGGAAAAUGGGGUCCUUUAGUAGGAAUGAAUCCAGUGCAGAUAAGAGCCACAGCGGAUCUCUACCCCAGUUCCAGAUCCUCUCUUGGUGGAGGCGUACAUCACCCAGAAGCCCCUACCGAUCCAUGUGACAACUUUCCCUGCAAGCGUGGAAAGACGUGUAAACUUGAUGCAGACAACAACCCAGGCUGUGUGUGUCAAGCACCGUCAGAAUGUCCUCGCAGUGUGAAUGAGUUCGAUCAUGUUUGUGGGACAGACAAUAAAACAUAUGAGACAUCAUGUGAACUCUUUGCUACGAAAUGCAACCUUGAGGGCACCAAGAGGGGACACAGACUUCAUCUGGACUACACUGGGUCAUGCAAAUUUAUACCUCCAUGUGUGGACACUGAGCUCAUCCAGUUCCCCCUACGAAUGAGGGACUGGCUGAAAAAUGUGCUGCUGCAGCUCUACGAACAUGACUCCAUGUCUCCUGGCUUCCUCACUCCCAAACAGCGUUUUAGAGUGAAGAAAAUCUUUGAGAGUGAGAGACGUCUUCAUGCUGGUGAUCACUCCGUUGAGCUGCUCGCGCAGGACUUUGAGAAGAACUACAACAUGUACAUCUACCCAGUGCACUGGCAGUUCGCUCAACUGGACCAACACCCCUCUGACAGAUUCUUGUCCCACUCAGAGCUGGCCCCACUUCGAGUCCCUCUGGUGCCAAUGGAGCACUGCACCUCCCGCUUCUUCCAAGAGUGUGACGCUGAUAAGGACAAGCAGGUGUCCUUUAAAGAAUGGACUUCCUGUUUUGGUAUCAAGAAUGAGGAUAUGGAUGUCAACCAGUUAUUCUGAGCUACAUUUUUAUCUUCAUCUACUACACAAGCUUGUUGAAGCAGCUCCAGCAGUGCAGCUUGACAGAAGCCUCCACGAACCUCUGUAAUAUAAGGAUCUCUGACACAUACAAACCCUAAUUUUACCUCCUGUUAUAGAGGGCAAAUGUUGGUGGUCGUUGCUGUUGUUUUGUGUCAGGCUAAGCUUGGACAUUUUGAUCUUUGUUCUGUAAUUUAGACUAAGCUGCUAGAAUAAUUUUAUUAGAAUUUAAGGUUAAGAAGUUAUUUUUUAGCUGAUUUUAUCCAGAAAUUGUUUUCUAAUGCAUUCCAAACCGGGGAGAAGUUUACAUCAGCCGAUUAGUAGAAAUGGUGUUGUAUAUAGUACCGGGCUUGAAAAGAUCUGUGGUUUGUAUGUUAGAGUGAUUUAGUGCUGAAUUUUUUUUUAAAUAGAUAAUUUCACACAAUGUGUUAUAGCAAUAGAAAAUGUAAAACAAUAACUUUUGUUAUCUUUGCAUAUGCUGUAAAUGUUUGUCUUUGCAUCCUAUGUUUCACUGUAGCGUUCAUUAAAGCUUUAUGGACAGCAACAGACUUCACAAACAUUACAUAGAAUAUUUCAGUGCACCCUGUUGUUAACGAUGACUUUUGUUUCUUUACAGUCCUGAAAUAAAGUUGUUGAAUCAUAUUGGUGGAUCCCAGUCGACCCCAAAAGGACUGUGGAAACAUCAGGUUAUACUCUAAUACCAUGUUUUAUUUGUUAGUAAAUUUUCCUGAUGUCACCAUGACAUGAAAAUAUGAGCCCUACAACAAUGGUUUUGAGAAUGCAAGUCACUGAUACCUGGUUUAGGUUUGCCACAUAAUCCCAAAUAAUGGCCCUCUCUAAGGUAACAAAGCAAAAAAUAGCCUGCAGCAUGGUCAUGAUGAUUAUAGUGACUUGUUGUUUUGAGAUAUAGCGCUGGACUAUAUAAGAAAAGCAAAGACGCAGCUCUUCACCUGUAGACUGUCUGCUGCGACUGAGAUAAAACAUGUUCUCCAUACUGUGGGUUAUCUUUCAAACCUUGGCUCUUGUUGUGGAGGGUGGUGUAUCUUCAGGGAGUGCUGAGGCACUUGCUAAUGGGGGAGUGAAUAAUAAUGGAGCAGCAGCUGGCAACAAUGUCAACCCUGGGGUUCAAAAUGGGGUCCCACUAAACGGUGAACCCCUUGUGGCACGCCUAUUCCAACUUGGUGGCUCAUUUUUUAUCCAGCCAGCUGGGAACCAGAUAGGUCAGGCUCCUCUGCAGCAGCUGAUUCCCAUUGGAGCUCUCCAACAAGGUGGGGCAUUUCUUGUGGGGCAGGCAGGUCGAGCCAAUGUAAACGCACAGGUUCAGGUGACUCAGGGAGCCAUGGGUGGGCCGCCCACACUGUUUGCUGUGCUGCCACAGAGAAAUGCUGGAGUAGACCCACAGGGUGCUCUGUUGACCCCUGGCCAAGUGCAUCUGAUCUCACUGCCCGGCCUGAACAACCAGCAACAGCCGGGCGCUGCUGGUGGGCAGGCAACUGGCAGAGUGAGGUUUCAGCGUUCAGUGGCGGCUCGCCUCAGGAGGACACAGAAGGUGAUGGCAGCUGAAGAGGAGGAAGAAUGCUCUGGGAUGGAGGAGAAGCAAGCAAAAUGAGACAACACAGCUGUCAAUCAUCAGAUAUCAUAUCAUGAUUAAUUCCUACACCCUGAUCCUGUCUCAUUACUAGCUGUUCAUGCUCAAAUGUUACCUAUAAAUCACUGUCAUCAUAACUAAUAACCAAUAAAAGAUUGAAGUCAGAA